CUAAUGACGAAGGAUCCCGAGCGACGACUGGGUUCGGGGGAGUCGGGGGAGCAGGACAUCGAGAGCCACGCCUUCUUCAGACGCAUCUGCUGGGACAGACUGGCUCGCAGAGAGAUACAGCCGCCAUACAUACCCAACAGGAAUUCGGACGCGGACACUUCCCAUUUCGACCGUUCGUUCACCCGGCAGCAAGUGGAGUGGACUCCAUCGGACAAACUGUUCCUCAUCAACCUCUCGGGAGACGAGUUCGACGGAUUCUCCUUCGUCAACACAAAAAUGCCUCUGGUCGAAACUGACAAAGUCAACGAUAGCAACAACAAAAAUGAAAUCAGCAAUUUUGACUUCAGUGAAAUCAGUAAAAACGGUUCUAAAAGCAGCAACCUUAGCACAACUCUAUGAAAUCUGAAUCUAUUAUUGCGGGAUCGAGUGAUUUUAAGAGUUGCUCAACUGGUAUCAAAUUUGUAUCUUUCGGAGACUAUACUCUUCAGGAAAUUUAUGCUCAUUUGACUCGUUUCGACUGUGCAACUGCCUGUUUUGUUCCCUCUUCCUACAAAAUUAUUAACAAAUUGUAGAGAUUUCGAAAUUUGAUAAUUUUAAUAAGCUCAAAUAAUUUGACUAGUUAUU
Molecule: messenger RNA, 624 nt
Organism: Symsagittifera roscoffensis
Lineage: Eukaryota; Metazoa; Xenacoelomorpha; Acoela; Convolutidae
Product: protein kinase C beta type-like
Biological process (GO): protein phosphorylation
Cellular component (GO): cytoplasm; nucleus
Molecular function (GO): ATP binding; protein serine/threonine kinase activity
Source: RefSeq, a predicted model, not a curated record